AAUAUCGAUACAUUGUUUGUAUCUCAAAACUGGAAAAUGUUAUAAACAAUUGUAACAAAUUUUCGAGGCGCAGGAGCAUUUCAUUGUGUAUACAUAGUAAAAAUUUGGGAUUGUUACCUUGCCUUUUAUGCUAUUAUGUCGCAUAUAGAAUCGAGCGAAACGGACUAUUGGAGAAAUGACGGAAAAACCUCUUUUGUCAAAGAAUGGAAAAGCUGGUGCCGCCUCUGCGCGAAAGCUGACGCUCAGUACAUUAAUGUCCUAUCGCGACAAUAUCCAGAGUUUUUACAUGAAAGCACAAAUUACAACCCAUUUGACAUGGUUUCCGUUAUAGGGGAUUUCUUUCGUGUUCAUAUCAAAGAAGAUGAAAAGCUUUCGCCUAUGGUUUGUACGGAUUGUUGCCAUGUAAUUGCAUCAUUCGUCAAAUUCAGUGAGAAUGUGGGAAAAGUUCAACAAUUGUAUGAUGAUCUUCUCCAUAGUGACGACAAAACGAAAGUAGAUAUACUGGCUGUAUAUGAAAAGUAUGGUUUAACUAAAGAACUUUCGGCGGUACAACAGGCCACCACGCCCACCGUAGAAGAAGUUUUCAUUGCUGACUCGCCUAACACGAGCAAUACACAUGCCUCAAAGUAUAAAGUAAAAAAGGAAAAAGCGUCUGAUGAACUAUCAACUGAGGUAUUUAUUAAAGAGUUUGAAAAGAAAGACGAAUUAGAUCCUUUUGGGGAAGAAAGUGCGCCUACCGGACUAAAGGACUGCCCUUCCACACCGGACGAUGAGAGUAGUAGUGGAAGUGAAGAUUAUAAUAUGCCAAUGGAUACCUCAGAAGAUGAAGAGGACUCAAAAAAUAAUGCAGUUAAUAAUGAAAUCUUGCAAUCAGAUAACCCUUCAGAAAUCUCGAAAAAGCGUAAAUACAUUUGCAAAUUUUGCUCCCAACGUUUUCAACGUAGUGGCAACUACUCUGUUCAUAUGAAGAAAAAACAUGGAAUAAUCGUUUGUCCGAAAUGCACUAAUUCAUUCGAGAAUGAAUUAAGUUUAAAGCGUCAUAUGAAAGAUCAUCAGGAAUUGUUCCCCUGCCCACACUGUGAUCGAAAAUUUCAAAUAAAAGAAUACGUAGCUCAACACAUAAAGUUUGUGCACCAGGAUGAACGUCCAUUUAUUUGCGAAACUUGCGGUGAUGGUUUGCGCACUAAAGGACAACUCAAAGAGCAUAUGUUGACACACACAGAUUAUUCGCCCUUCGAAUGUAAGGAAUGUGGAAAAUGCUUCAAGCAAAAGCAACGUUUGAAGAGACACAUGCAAAUACAUGGAGACAAGCAUAUAUGCACAGAAUGUGGCAAGCAAUUAAGUACGCGUGCUACUCUUAAUAGUCAUUUGCUGGUGCAUUCCGAUAAGAUGCCACAUAAAUGUGAUUAUUGUGGUCGGCUCUUUAAGCGUGCCAAAACUCUUAAAAAUCAUUUAAUUGCACAUACCGGCCUUAGACCUUAUUCAUGCGACUUUUGUGAAAAAACUUUCUCGACUGGCCCUAGUUGUCGUUUUCAUAAAAAGACUAUGCAUCCAGUGGAACUAGCUGCGCUAGAAGCGUCAGGUGUUAAAGCGUAUACAAGAAAUAUACCCAAUUUGGAUGUUUUAAAGGCAGUAUCCCGGACGGCAGAUAACCUCACGCCGCUGGCGUCGAAACAAAAUGGUUAUGCAGUAUUCGAUAAGAAAAGAGAUAUUCCAGAUCAAGAUUUGAAUUCAAAACCGGUCGAAGAUGCCAAUAAACAGGCUUUACUCUCUCGCUCGCUCAACGGGUGGGAAGGGCCGGCGCUUUACACCAGGAGCGGAGAUGACAUACCACCAACCCAUAAUGCCACCAUCUUCCUCCCAUGGAGCAUAGACAGGGGCCAGGACUAUGCACUGGGUCUCCUGAGAGCUCAGAACGAGAGCCUCAACACAUCACUCUGGAGAGUCAUGGAGGCAAAAGUUGAAGACGGCUACCUACGGCUGAAUGUGGCUGUCGAUGAAGACUCAUUCUGCAGUAUGAGACGGCAGAGCUUUAGGCUCAAUUACAGGUACGGCAACGUCCUCGUCAAGCCAUGGAAGCAGAGAAUUCCUGGGGACGCUGCCCACACGACGCCAACAGGUGAGGCAUUAACACACAUGGCAAUGGCCGUCGAUGAGCAGUACGUAGAAGGGCCUUCGACCUCCGCGCCAGUCUCAGCGAUAGCAAAUGACAGAGACAAAAUUGUCGACGAGCACCGCGUGGAAGGGCCUUUGACCUCCGCGGCUGCCAUCGCGACGACAGAGACAACAGGAUGGGCAGCUCAACAAGAUGUGCCAUCGACCAGGGAGCUGGAGGAGCUGGGAGAAGGCUUGAACCUUCAAAGCCCUGGCAGAGAACCGGAGGAACUAACGCUCUCAGAGUACUUGCGUAUGUCGGAUAUACUUAUGAAUAUGACAGAAUCUUGUACAUUUGGUAGAGAUAAUUUUAUUGCUGAGGAAUGGAAAAAUUGGUGCCGUCUCUGUGCAAGGGCUAAUUCUCAAUACAUAAACAUCAUAUCCGCACAGAGUCAGCUAAAUGCGAUAAAUAAUAGCGGCUACGACUGCAGUACUAUUGCUCCUUUUAUAGAGGACUUCUUUCGGGUUCAUAUUAAAGAGGAUGAAAAACUCUCGCAGUUGGUUUGUACAGAAUGUUAUCAAGUAAUGAAUUCUAUAAUCAGAUUUAAAGAGCGGGUAAACAGGGUUCAGCAAAUGUACGACGAUUUACAAUGUAACAAAUACCUAGGCAAACUAAAUUCAAGUGCUUUGCAUGAGAAAUACGAGUUAAUUGAAAAUGAACCAUUUUUAAUCCCUUGUGCCACUAAACUUCCAGUUGAAGAAAUUUUCGUUGCCGAUUUGCCAGUUACAAAUGCUUCUCAAUCAUCAGAAAUCGAAAUAAAAAGUGAGAGAAAUACUGACGAAAUGCAGACGGAUGUUCUUGCAGCUGAGUUAGAGAAAAUAGAUGAAUUCAAAGAUCCAUUUGGCGAUGCAGAAAGUAAUAGCGAUGACCCAGAUUAUUCGCCGGUGGGAAGUAGUGACGAUGAAGAUAGUGAUGAAGAUUUUGAAGUAAAAAAGGAGGAUUCAAAAAACGUUACAAAAGAGUCGGAAAAAAUCUCGGAUGCGUCUACACAUGGCUUGGAGUAUAACUACUCUUGUAAAAUGUGCUCUGAAAGUUUUAAGUAUAUUAGGGAUUACGGUGGUCAUAUGAAAAAGGCACAUGGUGAAGUAAUUUGUCCCCAUUGCCCCGAUUCAUUCAAAAACACUUAUAAAUUGAAGUCGCAUAUGAAAGUUCACCCAAAGUCAUUUUCCUGUUCACAUUGCGAUAAAAGUUUCGCAACAAGACAACGUUUAGAAAGACAUAUAAAAUGUAAGCACGUGGCUCGGCCAUCGCUUAUUUGUGAAGUAUGUGGUGUGACUUUGCUCACAAAAAAACAACUAUCAGACCACAUGUUACAGCACACUGAUUAUGCGCCAUUUGAAUGUAAGGUUUGCGGUGGAUGUUUCAAAUUGAGAAGUCGUUUAAAGAGGCAUAUGCAAAUACAUGGAGACAAGCUUAUUUGUCCAGAAUGUGGCAAACAGUUGAGCUCGCGAGCUACUCUCAAGAGUCAUUUAUUGGUACAUUCCGAUAAGAUGUCUCAUAAAUGUGACUUUUGCGGCCGUCUCUUUAAGCGGCCAAAUACAUUGAAAAACCACAUAAUUGCCCAUACUGACCUCAGACCUUACAAAUGCGACUUUUGUGAUAAAUGUUUCUCUACUGGGCCAAGUUGUCGUUUUCAUAAAAAAACUAUGCAUCCGAUGGAAUUAGCUGCGCUGGAAGCAACAGGGGCUAAAGCUUAUACCAAAAAUAUCCCUAAACUACACGUACUAAAAGAAGUGUCGAAAAUGGGCAAAAACUUGAAACCACUGGCAUCGAAACAAAAUGGUUUUGCACAUUUCGAUAAGGAAAUACAACAAAAACCUGAGGCUACAGAUACACAGCCGACAGUCGAUACAACAAGUUUAUAAUAAGUAUAAUUCUAGAAUAUAACUGCAAUUAAAAACAAUUUUAUAUUUUCCAGUUAAGCCGAAGGAAAUUCUUAAUACACUUAUAAAAUACAUCCUUUCGUUUUGAAAUAAAAUCUAAGUCUAUGCUAUGUAAAUGUUUAGUUAUAUCUA
Rhagoletis pomonella (apple maggot) is the source of this 4170-nucleotide messenger RNA. RefSeq lists its product as uncharacterized. The record is from RefSeq and is a predicted model, not a curated record. The transcript is spliced from 9 exons. Bases 136 to 4020 code for a protein of 1294 amino acids. Lineage: Eukaryota; Metazoa; Arthropoda; Insecta; Diptera; Tephritidae. Gene Ontology annotation, biological process: regulation of DNA-templated transcription. Gene Ontology annotation, cellular component: nucleus. Gene Ontology annotation, molecular function: zinc ion binding; RNA polymerase II cis-regulatory region sequence-specific DNA binding; DNA-binding transcription factor activity, RNA polymerase II-specific.